GUAGCACACAUAAACAGGUGCCAUUUCACACACCGCCGUUGUAAUUUUCCUAUUUCGCAAGAUAAAAGUGUCAAAAUCUAGCAAGUAUGUUCAAUAUGAUGGGUGACCAGCAUUCGAGAUCAUUGCAGCCGAAAAAGACUUCAAUAAGUCAAGAUUAUAAAGUUACAGGGAGUGUAUUAGGACUGGGAAUAAACGGAAAAGUUGUCGAGUGUUACUCACAUCGGACAGGGGAAAAGUUUGCCCUAAAGGUCCUUCGUGAUGUGCCUAAAGCCAGACGAGAAAUAGACCUCCAUUACAGAGCGUCCGGUUGCAAACACAUCGUUAAAAUUGUUGAUGUCUACGAGAACAACUAUGGUGGACAAAAAUGUCUACUUGUUGUCAUGGAAUGUAUGGAAGGCGGAGAAUUAUUCAGCAGAAUACAGGAGCGAGCAGAUUCCGCAUUUACAGAAAGAGAGGCAGCAUCAGUCAUCAGUGACAUAGCCAAGGCAAUACAUUAUCUACAUUCCAUGGAUAUCGCACACAGGGAUUUGAAGCCCGAGAAUCUACUCUACUCCAAGAAGGGGCCUGAUGGAAUCAUCAAGUUGACAGACUUCGGGUUCGCCAAGGAAUUACUGUCCUACAAGUCACUGCAGACACCUUGUUAUACUCCAUAUUACGUUGCACCUGAGGUACUUGGUCCAGAAAAGUACGACAAAUCCUGUGAUAUGUGGUCAUUAGGUGUAAUAAUGUAUAUAUUGUUAUGUGGAUACCCGCCAUUCUACAGCAACCAUGGGGCAGCUAUUUCUCCCGGUAUGAAGAAGCGUAUACGCAACGGACAGUACGAGUUCCCGAAUCCCGAGUGGAGCCGAGUAUCAAAAGAAGCCAAGGAUCUUAUCCGGGGGCUGUUGAAAACGAUACCAGAGGAGCGAUUCUCCAUAGAACAAGUCAUGAAUAACAAGUGGAUCUCUGACCACCAGGUGGUUCCCCAGACGCCACUUAUGUCUGCUCAGGUGUUACGAGAGGAAGGAGAAGCCUGGAUGGACGUCCAGGAGGAGAUGACAAACGCCUUAGCAACCAUGCGAGUGGACUACGACCAAAUAAACAUUAAAAAUCUGGACGAUUCUGAGAAUCCAAUUCUGAAAAAACGCCGAACUAAGAAGGUAUCCAACGCCGUUCCACCCCCACUAGUUGAAGAAACCAGCAUGGAGAUAAAGUGAAAAUGACAUUCGUCUUCUAUAACAGUACAGAGAGUGUAUAUUGAAGAUAUUGACUAUGGUCUUAUGACCAGUUUAGCUUCUUAAGAUUUUAGCUUGGUUGAAAAAUUGGCUUACAUUGAUGAAAUAAUAAAUCUUAAGUCAAUUUUCUGCUAACCCUGCAGAAGAACUUAGGUAUUUACACAAUAAUUUCAUAAUCCAACACACCCUCACACAUAUAUAUAUAACUGUAAUAUAGCGUAUGGCAUUUAGGGAAGGACUGAGAUAGAAUGAGUUUGUGUUAAGUUGCCAUAAUUUACUUAAGAUAGGACUUCAAGUAGUUAAGACAGGGAGAAUAUGGAGACAGAAUGAUAGAAAUGUUGUUUCAAUGAUAUUACAACAACUUGUGUUGAUUCAUAUAAAGCUGCGCUCUCACAGAUAGUCAGUUUUGACUUUUUUUGUAGUUUUUGUCUCGGAACCAGUUGAUUUUAGUCUCGAUGCCUUCAAUUCAGUCAUAUAAGAUAACUCACAAUAAAACAGAACUUUCUCAUUUGUUUUGAACACUACCAAAAAUUUCGUUUUUUCUUGAAGCAUUAGUAACGCUUCAAGCCAUUUAAACAUUAAUUUUCAAAUGCAAAUCUGAAAACUGCGAUCUGAUCUUUUGUCAGCAGUCUGAUAACACUGGUUUCCAGACAUUUACUAAAAAAUUGGCUUAUUCUGAGAAGAAAAAAUAUAUAAAAAAUUGUCAAAUCGGUUAAUCUGUGAGAGUGCAGCUUUAACCCUUUUCUUCAUACAUAUGCCUUUAUUUUCUAAAGUUAUUUAACAAGAUGAUUAACUAGUGAUGGCUUAAGUGGCCAAUCCGCUUUGAAGGAAAGGUUUUAAAUGUUGCAUCGAAAGGCAACAUGUAUGUGUUUCUGAUGUAGAUGUAUCACGUAUUUUGGAAUUGUUCGGUGUAAUAGCCAUAUUUUGCCGCAUAAUUCCGUGUGAGAAUGACAUGUAUAAAACAUUCAGGAGUUAUUUAGCGUGAAUUUAUAUUUUUGUAUGAUGUAGGUUUUUGUAUAUGCAAUCGUUAUUUCUACAUUUAUCUGUUGUUGAAUUUUGUCUACAUAUAUUACAGAUCAUGAUUAUAUACAUUUUACUGUUGUUCAUAUUUUGUUAAAGAGUUCAGCAAAUAAUAGACCAAGUUCUUUUAUGUUUACCUUCAUUAUGCUUUAUUAAAGCUGCACUCUCACAGAUAUACCAUUUUUACAACUUUUUUAUUUUGUGUCCUGGAAAGAGCAAAUUUUUGCGUAAAUAUCUGCAAACCAAUGAUAUAAGAUUGCUGCCAAAAAAUCAGAUCGUACAUUUUCAUAUUUCCGUUCGAAAAUUAAUAUUUUAUGGCUUAAACUGUUUAAGAAAAAUGCAUAAAACAUCAAUUUUUGAACUUGAAUAUAAAAAUCUGCGAUCUAAUGUUUUGUCAGCAGUCUAAUAUAACUGGUUUCCAUGGAUUUUCGCAAAAAUUGGCUCGUUCCAAGACAAAAAAUAAAAAUAGUUGUCAAAACGUUCAAUCUGUGAGAGUGCAGCUUUAACUGUCAAUUAUAAAUAAUCAAGGUUUCCGUUGUAUAAAUGUUUGCCAAACUGGUUUUAGUGAAUCUAAAAAGUUUUUUUAAGAGAAAUGUUUGAUUCGGAAUGAAAAGAUUAACAUUCAUACCAGUAAUCAUAAGAUAAUAGGGAAACUCUCAAAAGGGUUGUUCAACAAGGUUUACUUUUUGCCCAACAAAUUUGCAAAAAUCAAAAUAGAAUUUUUGGUGCUUAGAUCUAUGUUAUAAUUGAAUAUGCGCCUCAUAUAAUGCAAAUAUCUACUGUGUGUAGAAAAUGGUGAUACACUCACCAAACCUGAUUUCAUAACGCUCAUAGUAAAAAUUAAAAUGGCCAUAUAUCUUACAAUCCAAAAUAUUUAAACCACAUCCAUUUUAUGUGAAGUGCAAAAUAUAGUCAAAAUAUGAUAGCUGAUGAAGAUGUGGCCACUUUAUUCAACAAAAAAAAGUUCUUGUAUAUAUUUUUGCAUUUAUUCAUGUUCAUAUUGUAUUUAAACUAAAGAUUAAACACAUCAAUGGCUUCUAUUAUUUGAAAAAAAUGUUGGGUCAAAAAUAAGCCUUCAAGAACCCACUUGGUAAUGUUCACCUCAUGUUGGAAUUUUCUUGAGAUUGUUUACAUGUACUACUCAGUAAUUGCUUGUAUUUUAAUAAGAUUGCCGAAAAGGAAAGCUGUGCAUGAUAAGAAUUUUGUCUUAAAUUAUCUUAAAUCUUAAGGUAAUAACAUGUUAGUAGUUGUUCGCCUGAAUUAGUUAACAUAUCAAUGCAAUUUGGCUACUGAUGAGUGACCGCUGCUACUGAGGAGUGACCGCUGCUCUGAGGAGUGACCGUCUUAACAUGUGACUUUUCAAUUAUCUUAAAAUGACACCUUUUGCUGGAGUUAUAUAAGUUUUGCUUGUACAGUUACUUGAUUUUGAUAGCAUAAAAUAUCAUUAAAUGAAUGAAAUAAGUUUGUAUAAAAAUUCUUAAUGCAUUGUUCAUGUAACUUUUUUGUUAUUUUUGGACAAAAUCCUUUACUGAAAACCAAAUGGUGUUACAAACAUAACGUCUCACAAAAUAAUAAAUAAAUAAACUGUA
Mya arenaria is the source of this 3823-nucleotide messenger RNA. RefSeq names its product MAP kinase-activated protein kinase 2-like. Lineage: Eukaryota; Metazoa; Mollusca; Bivalvia; Myida; Myidae. The record is from RefSeq and is a predicted model, not a curated record. Gene Ontology annotation, cellular component: cytoplasm; nucleus. The transcript has 10 exons. The coding region runs from base 87 to 1196 and encodes 369 amino acids. Gene Ontology annotation, biological process: intracellular signal transduction; peptidyl-serine phosphorylation; protein autophosphorylation. Gene Ontology annotation, molecular function: calmodulin binding; calcium-dependent protein serine/threonine kinase activity; ATP binding.